GUCUUUGGUGGGAAAUUCUGUUGGACUAUUAGCAGACACUACCGACAUGUGUGAUAUUCUCCGAGUCAUUGAUUGCAAUCAUCAUUACCAUUCCAGCGGAGACGAGACACUGUGUUGUACAGACGGACACACUUACAGUAACAAGUGUUUGUACGUACAGGCUAAAUGUGAUAACGUGAGAUUGGAACCCAUGCAUAGCGGGCCUUGUACCGAGGCGGACAAAAAACCCCGCGGUGAUAAUAUGACGACGGACAGUCCAGCUGUUGUUCCAACUUCGGACAACUUCACCAUCACCCCAGAAUUCUGUGCAGAUACCCGUCCCUGCCCAAUCAACCUCAAUCCAAUAUGUGGAAACAACCAUAUAUUUUACGUGAACUUGUGCGAUUUCAACAAAGCUAAGUGUAAAGACUCCAGUCUACAGAGGAUACAACUGAGCGACUGCAAGAGCACGAGCUCUCCGCCAUCUUUUCUCUAUAAGUACAGGAAUUUACGCAAGCGCAAACAAAGAAAAGGCAACAGGGAAUAGCUAAGCUCAUUUAUAAACAUAGUUAAUAUUAAAAAAAAUCAUCAAGUAAAAAUAUUUAUGGAGAAAAGGAAUAAUAUUUUCAGAUUUUGUAUUUUUGUGAUUCCAACGCCCCAGGGAAAAUGAUUAAGACAUUAGUUAUUUAAUCGCAGGAAAUCUAAUCAAAUGUAAUAAAUUCUCCCCGCCGCAAGAUAUGUGACAUCACAGCAGACUUGACGAAAA
This is a messenger RNA of Saccostrea echinata, 745 nucleotides long. Its product is annotated as agrin-like. NCBI's taxonomy places the organism in Eukaryota, Metazoa, Mollusca, Bivalvia, Ostreida, Ostreidae. Bases 47 to 526 code for a protein of 159 amino acids. The record is from RefSeq and is a predicted model, not a curated record. Gene Ontology annotation, molecular function: protein binding. The transcript has 3 exons.